Molecule: messenger RNA, 367 nt
Organism: Moneuplotes crassus
Lineage: Eukaryota; Ciliophora; Spirotrichea; Euplotida; Euplotidae
Source: the annotation of a GenBank genome assembly
GUAAAAGGCUGAGGAGAUGAACGAGGGAUUUAGAAGUUUUAUGAGGACUGAAGAGGAGAAGCAGAUGGGGUGCAGUGGAGUUGUGAGGAAGGAGUGGACUGGAGAGAGAAGAAGUGGAUUAGUGAAGGGGGUUGAAGUGGGAAGAGGAGGGAUGGAGUGAGGAAGGAGGAAUUUGAGAUUUAUUAAGAAAACUGAAGAAAAGAAGAUAAGAGAUGGAUUCAGUGACAGAGACAUUGAGAUCUUGAUGAGACUGAAUAGGAUGAUCGUUGAUGUUGCUGAUUUAAAUCUCAUGGUUUCUAAUUUGUAGACAAGAUUUAAAUUUCUUGUUUAUCAUCCAUAUAAAAAUUCUUUUAAAAAGUUCUUUGAC